AUGCUUCGGUAUCGGGAAAUACAUGAUUUGGUUCAUACUUUGCUUGGUCAACCAACUGAUAUGCUUGGUGAGGUCGUUGUUAAAUGGGUUGAAGGCAUACAAACUCUUCUUCCUAUGUGUUUGACUGCUGGUUAUUUUGGUUCUCUGCGUCUUGCACCCAAACAAACGGAAUUAUUUCUAAAUGGACAUUUACAAUAUGCAAUUCGUACAGGCAGAGAAGCACAUUUUCUAAUGUGUGUUUAUUUUGAAGAACAUUGGGAAGAUAAUUUUCAAGAAUUUCGGUCAUCUUUAAAUAUUCAAUCACCACCUUCCAGAAAACUGAAUUAG
This is a messenger RNA of Schistosoma turkestanicum, 327 nucleotides long. The record is from the annotation of a GenBank genome assembly. NCBI's taxonomy places the organism in Eukaryota, Metazoa, Platyhelminthes, Trematoda, Strigeidida, Schistosomatidae.